Closterium sp. Yama58-4 is the source of this 699-nucleotide messenger RNA. The record is from the annotation of a GenBank genome assembly. NCBI's taxonomy places the organism in Eukaryota, Viridiplantae, Streptophyta, Zygnematophyceae, Desmidiales, Closteriaceae.
AUGCUGGAGCUCUUCUCAGAAGCAGCUCCAGAAACUUCCAGGAAGGUGACCAGGGAUGACGUGGCCAAAGCAGCAGAGAGCCUCGUGAAGCAAGCUGUCAAAGUGGCAAUCUUCUGGGCAGCUGCCACUCCCCUAAAGGCAGCAGAAGCUGCCCCGCUCCUCUCGGAUUUCCACGACUCGUUUGUGGCCUCCAUGCUGCUGCUGCACGCCUGCAGUGCUGGCGCUGCUGCCACGUGGCAUGCUGCCAUUCGCUCGGCUGCGGAGGGUGUCGUGUCAGCCUCUGCUGCUCUGCUGGACACUGCUUUGACCACGACAAAUGCCACACAGCGAGCUCAGCUCCUCCCCAGGCAGGUGGGCGUGCUGCAGUCAGCGUACGCAGAACUGAAGAAGCUUCCAGUAAGCAAUGAGGCGGCUGUGGGUCGCGUGCUGGUGACUCUUGCUGCGUCGAUGAAAGACGUUGCCAGGGAGGUGGGGGAGAUGGUGGGAAGAGAAGGGAUUCAGAGCGGUGCAGUGGGAGAGGAGAAAAUUGAGGAGGAGAAAGGGGACGGCGGGGCGGAGGGGAGGGCUGAGGAAGGCCAAGAGGCUCGUUUCUGCUUGAACCUGUACAAGGUUGAACACGAGACCCAAGAUUUGUGUACGGAAUGCCAGAUGCUGCAACCGUGUGAUGAGAAUUACGACAUUUAUGUUGCGGAGCCAUAA